GGCUUACUAAGCGAGCGGACGUGUAACUGAGACACGUUUUGAAAUCGAUACACAUGUCUCUCGUCUCGCUUUCAUCUCGUUUGCAUUUAGUCGUCUUGUGCGACCCUCAUGUACAGCCCGCGAAAUAUCAUUUCGUUCUUUCAAACGCGUUCACUCGCAGACCACGCCAAAGUGCUUCAUUCGAUCGACUGCAACCAAAAACGCUCGAUUUUUUUCCGGUGGUCCAGCUUGUGUCGGAAGACCACCUCAUGACAAUGAGUCUGACCAGUCUAUGGGAUUUCUCCAGCACUACAUCAUCCACAGUCCACGCGUCUUCACAGACAGCGGAUAUGAAUGUCUGGGUAGCACGCCGUGCAAAGGUCCUAUGGUCCUAUAGCCACCCUCUUGCAUAGACAUAUCAUGCCACCGCCCAUGCCCCUGGGCAGAUCAUAUAGCAGGACGCCGCGAGACCAACGUACUGCUAGCCGGACAACAUGCAUGCAUGUCAUACAGAAAAUGCGGUUGGGAGGAUGUGCACGUGCACUGGUUAGGGGCAGGGCACGAUCAGGUUGGAGUCAAGAUGCACGGACUUCUACCAGGUGCCCGAGGAAUGGAUGCUGAUGGGAUGAGUAGUAGAAUGCCCUUCGUAUAGUACCAGGAUCUGUAGCCAGGAUUCGCACGUUUCUCGCGACUUCUCAGGAGUACAAUCGAGGCAGCUUCACGAUACUAGGAGACAAAAAGAACUAGCUGCAAAGGAUGAAAUGAUAAUCCACAUGCAUGCAUAUUUUUUUUAAUGGCACGUCAUUGCUUUUCC
Suillus subaureus is the source of this 793-nucleotide messenger RNA. RefSeq lists its product as uncharacterized. NCBI's taxonomy places the organism in Eukaryota, Fungi, Basidiomycota, Agaricomycetes, Boletales, Suillaceae. The record is from RefSeq and is a predicted model, not a curated record. Bases 54 to 392 code for a protein of 112 amino acids. The transcript is spliced from 2 exons.